This is a messenger RNA of Camellia sinensis, 1312 nucleotides long. Lineage: Eukaryota; Viridiplantae; Streptophyta; Magnoliopsida; Ericales; Theaceae. The record is from RefSeq and is a predicted model, not a curated record.
UAAGUCCUUAAUACUUUUUUGUUUCUGACGUCUGUUUCUUUGUCCUGUAGAUCUUCAUCAGCCACCGAAAAAAUUUCGUCAAUCCUUCUUCCCAGGAACAGAUCUAAAAACACUCCUCAACCUCCCAAUCCACAAACGAAAGGCCCCACUGUUACUAAACUUCAUCCCUACAUACAAAUCCACUUUACCCGACGUCCCAAGAAAAAGAAAGAAGAGUCUUUCUCCACCCACAGCCACGACCCUAACUGCUUCCACAUCCCGAACAGAUCAAGAGUCCACAUCUGACCCAGCUGAUCUUCCAUCAACCUCGGCCCCCUACUUAAUACCAAUUCCUGACCGUAAACGUCGACGAAGGCUUGUAAAGACUGCCGAGAUGGUUCGUCCAAGGCCUGUCGUUCAAGACCUUCUCGCCGAUCUUCCAACUGACGCCGAAGCCGUACUAACGCAAUCAAUGCUCCCACCCAAACCAAAGAGAGUUAAAAAGGCUCAACCUAAGGCCAGGGCUACAGAUGCCGAGGCUGAGGAUGCUCCGCCGAUUUCUAAACUAGCAGAAAGCAAAAAAUCAGCCUCUACUUCAACCAAGAGGUCUGCUGAGGGCCAACCCUCAGGGUCUACACAAUCGAAGAAGGCGAGGUCAUCGUCCGCGACGACCUCGGCUUCAAAGAAGCCCGAUGUCCCCUGGGCCCCUGAUCUAUCCCUGGAGGAUAGGCCCAUUAUGGCUAGUGAAAGUGCUGACGACAUUAACGUUGGUGUCGCCCUCAGCACUGCUCUUCUCCUUCCGAAUGACUUGGAACGAAAUGCUAAGCUUAGUGAGUAUGAGAAUUACGCUCUCAUGCUCCAACACUCCGUCCAAGCCAUUCAGCAUGCCCACUCAUUUUCCAUUCAAUCCUUUGAAAAUCGUCAAAGGUUGGUUGAUAUAAAAAGGGAAGCAUCUUCUAUGAAGAGAGAGAUCAAGUCUCUUGAAGCAAAAAUGAAAAAACUGGAGGAUCAAGCCGAGGCUACAACUAAAGUUCAAACUUUAGCUCUUGAGAAGGCCGAAGCUGCUGAGGCCGUUAGAAAAGUUGCUGAGGCCGAGAAAAGAGAGGCCGAGACAAUAAAAGAGUGGGAGCUCACUGCAAUUAAUGUUAAUUGUACAAGUUCAACCGAUACAAAACGGUCUGCAAACGAUUUUCCCAACAACCAAGCAACCACCAACCCUACGAGACCGAAAGAUUCAAAUGGAUUUAUUGGUUGGAGUGUUUUGGUCUUUGGAUUCGAUACUAACAAACUGAAAAUGAAAUCUCUUCAAAGCAGAGACUUUCCUAAGAUUUGA